Messenger RNA from Xiphophorus hellerii (green swordtail), 5970 nucleotides. RefSeq names its product dynein regulatory complex subunit 5 (gene drc5). The coding region runs from base 3514 to 4821 and encodes 435 amino acids. Gene Ontology annotation, molecular function: protein binding. The transcript has 4 exons. The record is from RefSeq and is a predicted model, not a curated record. NCBI's taxonomy places the organism in Eukaryota, Metazoa, Chordata, Actinopteri, Cyprinodontiformes, Poeciliidae.
UCCAAAUAAGAGCUAAAAUAAAUCAGAACAUUCUUGUUGAUUGGUACAAAUUAUUCUGCAUUUGCAUAUGAUGAAUGAUAAAAAGACAAACAUUUGUUGUUUUGGUGCAGAGUUGCUCUGCUUUCUGGGAAUCGCUUGCCUUGCAAACCAGCUGAGCUGAAAAUACGUGUUAGCAGAAAAUGAGAGAGCACCAAUCACUCCCUCUGGCUGCAUCUUAGAUUUUACCUCAGCUUUCUCUGCUUUCGCUCAGCCCAAACCCAAUUUUCAACCAGUAUAAAAAACGCUUUUAUAUAUUACAUAGUUAAUUCAGACAUUUAAUACAGGUUCUUGUGUGAAAGAAAGCGCUUACUUGGACUUAAACUCAAGAAAAAAAAUCUUCAUUUGUUUCUGCUGAAACCCUCAGAUAGUAAAGUGAAGUGUUUCCUGAUUAUAUUAGUCAAACACAAAUGAAGUUAUUAAACGAAGGCAUUUAUUAUUAAGAGAGAGAAAAACCCAAACCUACAAUAUUUAAAUUGGUUUGAUGUUCUGAAACACUGAAGUGUGAAAAACAUCCAAGAAAAAAACAGAAACCCAAGACGGGGAGAAAACACUUUUUCACACCACUGUAUCUAUUAAUAGCACUUUUUCUUUUUUUACUCUAUAGCAAACAUGUGGCUUUCCCAUUUAACAGUAUCACACAUAAGUUUAUCAGUAGCUUUGGGUGUGGGUGUCAAUUCUACAAAAAGAUUUCUAUUUCUAAAGAAAUGUUGGUCGGUUAAGCCCUUCUGUCUCCUGUUUUUCCAAAAUUAAACGCUACGUUGCUUAGGAACUAAUGCAACACCUCUUGGUGUUAUGAGAGCAAAUGGAUGUGUGAUGGCACAAGUGGUGCAAUAUUUUUAAAGCACACUGUUGUCACAUGGUGCUGUGGAAGGACAAAGGUGUUUCUCCAUGUGUUAAAGUAGUUCUCCAGACAUUUAAGGGCAGUUCAGUGGUGCUAAGCAGCUGAUUUCUUCUGUUUUUGUCAAAUAUUUCCAUUCCUUGAACAAAUUGUAAUCUAAAAAUUUAUCAGCUAAAGAUAACUAAAGUGAAUACGGUAUGAUGUGUUGUGAUCAGUUUCUUGGUUUACGCGACAUAUACUUUUUUACUUGGAACUUGCUGAUUUGGAAAGUUUUUAUUUUUCCAUAAAAUCAGUUAAAAACUGCUUUUUGCAUAAACAGAGGUAAUCUUUGUCUGAAGCAGAUAAAAAUAAAUAAAUAAAUAAUAUAACUUUCUGGACUUAUGACCACCUUGUGUGUGUAAUCUGAAGAUUUCCAAGAAUAUGCCAUUUGAUUUAUACAGAUCUGAAACUAUAGAUAUUUGCAGCUGAAUUAUGUUGUUUCAUCCCAACGCAAUAGACACGCAGACUGAUAUCUGUGUGGUGCCUUGUCAUUCACAAGCAGAGUCACCUAGAGUACACAUGGACAGCAGUACAUGGAGUAAAUUCGCCUCCUGCGUUGGCUGAUGUCAUGCCACUCCAUUAAAGCCGAACUACAAGGGCAGCGUGUGUCCGUCAGGCUGAAUUACACAAACACAGGACUGAUGGACUGCCUGGGGAGUUCAGUUGGAGCCUUUCAUCUUCCAGUCCAACUGAACAUCAGAUGCACGGAGGAAGCUCCUGAUGCCUGUAAUAGCCAUUAUUCUCUCCCUGACACAAUCUGCGUGGCACAUAUGGGAAACAUGGUUAUAACGGGUUUAUAAAAUCAAUUCCUUCCCAAUUUUCUGACUUUGUCAGUCAAGAAAAUAGAAAAAAUGUACUGACUGUUUAUAUAAGUCACAAAUUAAAAUAUCUGAAGAGAUGGAUUUUAUCUAGGGAUGUCAAAGAUAAAUAAAACUACAAAGGCAUUCUACCUUUUUCAGAUUUCAAUUUAGAAAAGAAAUUGAAGAAAUGUAUUAUCACAGUUUUGUGCUACUGUAAGUUAAGUCUAUGACUUAGAAUCUUAAUAAAAAAGUAAAUUACAAAACGUGUGUGAUAGAAUGUGAAAAAUAGGUGUACAUGGCACUUUAAAAAAAAAUCUUAUAUUUAUAUUGGUGUUGUGAAGUACUUUACAAGAAACACUCAGGGAAUAUCCAGGUGAUGGUUUACAUUUUUCAUUGGUGUCUCAGAAAACAAACAAUGCGAAUGCGAGUGGUAAUUCUUGUAAGGAGAUCCUUCCCUUUCUCCCACCUCCCCCUCUUACACAGUGUCUGGGCACCUCAUGUUGUUGUUUAUUGGACAGAUGGAUUCACUCCAUCCAGUGUUUUCUCAUCCAAAAGACCCGCGAUCCGUAUCCAAGGACCAUCUGGCUGUAUUGUAGAAUGUGAAUGUGGUUCUCAGCAUGACCUUGCUCUUCCACACUGCCUGAUAAAAUAAAUAAACUAAACACAAAGAGACUUUACUGUCAUGAAGGUUCUUAGUUUUUAAUCUAUCUGGAAUAUAAUCCAAAAUACUGCUGCUUUGUAUUAUUUUAGUUGUCGGAUUAUCCCUAUGUUGUUGACUUUCUUUAUAUGAAGUACAACAGUAACUAAUCGGAAAAUACAUUUACAGUCGAUUUACAUAGAUUAUUCAAGUGGAAGCAUUUGAACACUUACCUAGAUAUGACGGUGAUUUUGACUUUCAUUUCCUCCUGAUUUAGUUUUUUUUUUUUUUACAUAAAGUUCGGGAAUGUCAUUUUUUGAGAACUCAUAAAUAAGACCUGGUGCUUUAAAAUUGGGAGUGUACGUGUUUUUCUAAAAUAGUUUGAACAGUGAACAAAACCCCAAAUCGAGUAUGAAUUUCUCUAACUUAGCUACCUCGAACGUUUGACAUAUAGUUAGUGUAACUAUGUCAAACGCUCGAGAUAAACAAUAGUAGCUACAAUUUCCUGAAACCGUAAACUAAACUGAAAGCGUUUCGUUUCCAUAGAAACAGGCUAGUCCCGAAACCAGCACACACCAGGUUUGCUACGAAGGCCUCAUAUAAAUUUAUCAGUACCAUGUAUCUUUAUGCAGAGUGAAUUGUUGUCUCAGGUUUAAACGGAAAGCAUGAUAGUGUUAAAGUCUGAAAAGUCAAAAAUGUUUAUAAUGAGUUUAUUUUCCGCUGGCCGCAGUUUGGCUAACGUUAGCUGCUUUAAUGGAAAACUUAAAGAGACAUCCUCAAGUUAGCAGCUUUUAAUCUACGUGUAAAACGUCUAGCAAUUCAUUUAGAUGAGCGCUUUUAUGUCAUUAGCAAGUGUUUUUUCUUCUUCUUCUGCGAAUAGAGAUAUAUCCAAAAUGUGGACACUUUGGUCUUUAUUAAGAAAUAAUUAACAACAGUAUUUUAGUUUUAUUUCUUAAGAUAUCGACAAAAGUGUUUUGUAAUUGCAAAACCUCUCUUCUCAAUAUGACAAAAUUCGAUUUAUUUGUAUUAUUUAUAUAUAUUUUUCACAUAUAUCAGCUUGUUAAAAUUUACAUUGAAUAUAUGUUUAAAACACCCUCAAUUUGUUCCAUAUCAUUGUAAUUUUCCAGAAACCAUCCAAACCAUUGGAAAACAAAAUAAAAAUGAGAAUUAUAAUUGCCGAAGAUCCAAACUGGUCCCUGGAUUUGGUUCCCAGUUUGUCCAGCCUAUGUCAACGAUGCAUUGCAGACACAAUUGAAGAUCAUCAGCAUUUAUUUGAAAAACUCACACCCCAGCUGAAAGAUUCAAUUCAGCAGAGGUUGUCUCUUUCCCUGCCUCUGCAUGUGACUGCCAACCUGGUCCCUGAUGGUGUGUUCUGGAAGCGGUGCUGCCAGCAGCGGUGGAACAUCUGUGACAUUUCUCAGUAUGGCCACAGCUGGAAACGAAUGUUCUUCGAAAGGCACUUGGAGAACUUGAUCGAACUUUUCGUCCCAGAGGAAACAGAGUUUAAGGUCAUUCUUGAUGUGCUCCCUCUCUGUAAAAAUUAUAUCAAGAGGUUGAACAUCACACAGCUGCUGCUGCCUUCAAGGAAGUUUGUGAAGGGGAGAGAUGAUGAUCAGCAUGAAAUAGCAAUGCUUACUAAUGAGGAGGAAGAUGAUAUGGCAGCUAGUCAUUUUGACUUUGGGACUGUGUUGACUGAGCUGAUACACCUGGAAGAGCUCCAUUUGGCGUAUAAAAUCAAACAAUGUGGGAUGAACUUUGAAUGGUCAAUGUUCCAAAUAACCGACAGGGACUGUAGAGCCCUCACCAUAGCUUUUAAGGCCUGCAAAACUCUAAAGGUUCUGAGGAUUCGUCAAAGUCAAAUUGACGAUAAAAAGUGUCGCCCGCUGCUGAGAUGCCUUAUGGACCAUCCUUCCCUGAUAGAGCUCGACUUAUCCCACAACAUCAUCAGAGAUGCUGGUGCCAGGUCUGUUGCUGAGUUGCUCUCCAAGGGCCAACUGGAGAAACUCAACAUUUGCAACAAUGAAAUCGACAUCCAUGGAGCCAAAGCCUUAGCUCAGGCUCUGUCAAACAAUUCCACUCUACAGUACCUAAACAUGCGUCUGAACCAGGUGAAGGAUGAAGGUGGGGAGGCCAUUGCCGAGGCCUUGCAGAACAACACGACUCUGACAUACCUGCACCUGGGAGGUAAUGAUGUGACCUCCAUAACUGCUGUUGUGCUGUCAAAAGUGCUGCAAAAGAAUGAAACACUGAAGACCCUUAAUCUGUCCUGCAACAACCUUGGAGAGAUCGGAGGUAAAGCUUUGGCAGAGGCGAUGGUUCACAACAGCACUCUAACAGAAUGUGAUAUCCGCCAGACAGACAUUGAUGAGACUAAUGCUGCCUCCAUUAACAAGGCAAUUUGGGACAAUCAGUGUGCAGACUGGGAUAAGGAAGUUCAGCAGAGGAGAAAAAGUCCCAUCUAUCUUUAAUACAAACCUGCAUUUAUCAGAUACAGAGUCUUACUCCAUAUCUGUAUCUUAAACCUUCUUUCAAACACUACUUCAUACACUUUUAACUUUAAUUUUAAGGAUUUACCUACCUUUCUGAAUUUUAGGUUUGUUUGUUAGAUGUUUUUUAAAAUGUAGCAUAUUUGUGGUUAAAAAAUAUUUUUAGCAUAUAAAUUUAUGAACCAAACAAACCAUUCUGCAGGAUUUCUAAUGCUGUAAGUAUGUGUUCACAUUAACAUUGAAAAUGGUGACAAUUUAAGGCAAAGUAACUUGAAAAAGUGAGCCACAGCUUUGAAAAAGAGGCUAUAUCACCACAGCACCAUGAACAUGCAUCGUGCUGUGCAGAAACACGUAACAAAAUCUGAAAAUGUUUGACACUUUGUUAUGAGGCCUAAUAAACAAGAAAAGGUUAUAGUACCUUAGAAAAAACUCACCAUUACAUUUUGACACACAAAUUUCAAUGUAUUGCAACUGGGACAACAAAAAGCUCAUGAUUUUUAAAUGGAAGAAAAGUGAUACAGAAUUUUCAAUAUAUUUUACAAAUAAAAAGCCUGAAAAAUGUGGCAUGCAUUGUCAUUUCUGACGCCCCUCUAUAAAUGUAAUUUAAUCUCAGUAUGGAUGCAGCACUUUUGUGACAAACACACCAGAAAGUCAGGUAUGAGUCCUGCUUGGCAUGUUUCUAGCAGAAUAUUUUAACAAUUCAUACUAAAAUGAACUGUUCAAAACUGCAAAGCUGCAAAAAUAUGGCUAUCUACAAAAAACAGAAAGUCCUGAAAACUAACUCUGCAGAGAAUCCCUGCAGUGAAACAUGGUGGUGGCAGAAUCAUGAUGUGGCGUCUGUCAGACUUGAUGGGAAGGAUAAUAACAAAAGCAUUAUGAAAUAACAUCGAGUCACCCUCUCGUCGUUACAAUACAGAUAAAAACAGAACAGAUUUAGUGAGCAUUUUCAUUUAUUGAAAUUUUUAUCCAGUUUUGAACAGAUAUUUGGUAUUUAGUCCUCAUGUAACAUCAAGGCAGCUUUGUGGUGAUACUGAAAUACACAAAAAUGUUUUCACUCAACAUUUUCAACAGGUAGUAAAUCAAGUAGUGCGAUUCAUGACAGUAAAUAAACAUAAAUUAUUUUAACCUUCC